UAUAAUAAUUACUAUAAAUAACCUCCCUUCAUAACGUUUCUUUCUAGUUUCAUAUAACUAGCAUUAGUUUCUUCAGAGAGAGAGAGAUUUCUCUUUUUGUUUUUGUAGGUACUUUGAGGAGAAAGAAGAAAAAACUCUGUUCCGUUUUUCGGGAGCUUCACUUUGCUGAAGAGCGUGCAUGCAAUUUAGGCAAGGUUUUGAAGUGGGAGUGUAAAAGAUUGCUUAGGAGGUGCGAAUGGAGGUAUAUGGAAAAUCUGCGGUUGCAGUUCAUGCGAAUGUUAUUUAUCUGUCGAGUAUUUUGGGCCGAGAUAGUUCAUUUCCCGGUCACAAAUGCGACUGGAAAUGCAAAAAUGAACAUGUUUGCGGAAACAUGUAUCGCUGCAAUCUAACAGGGCUGACUCAUAUCUGUGAUAAGAAUUGUAACCAGAGAAUUCUGUAUGACAACCACAGUUCUCGUUGCCGAGCUAGUGGUCAGAUUUUCCCGCUUACACCGACAGAGGAACAAGCGGUGCGAGGUGUUCGAAGGAAGCUUGAUGGAGAGACUACGCCAACGCCAAGUGAUGGAUGUAGUUUUAAGCGGAGACGGGAUGCGCAGUUUAAUUCUCCUUUUGAGAAGUCUUUUUCUGCUGUUAGUCCUAUCUGCAGCCAAAUUGGAGAUGGCAUGGAUAUGAGCUAGAUAUAUAUUUAUCAUCUAACCGAAAGACUUUUCGCUAGUCAUGUCUUUUUUCCUUUUUUCUAUCGGAUGAGUAUGAAUAACAGAACUUACUGGUGGACACUAUGUAUGUUCGUCUUUCUAUUGUUGGAACUCCUUAUUUCCUAAUAUGAAUGUAAUGCGGUGGUUAAUGUAGCUUAAGUCUAUUUAGUAUUGACAUGUAUGUGAGAUCUGAAUUAAUUUCAGAUUCUUACUAACCUUAGUGAGAAGAAUACUUUAGCUGGUUAUUAUUUCCUUAGCCCUUUAUGGUGUUUGAGUUUGAUUUAGGACCUGAUAAUUGUAAUAUGUAUCAACGAAGGACUUAGUUGUAGACUUUAUCUAUUUGUCUGUUAAGUGUAUCUAAUGCUAUUCUUACUACUGAAAUCGAGUUGUAUCAUUGUA
Messenger RNA from Lathyrus oleraceus (garden pea), 1093 nucleotides. RefSeq lists its product as uncharacterized. The transcript is spliced from 2 exons. The coding region runs from base 236 to 676 and encodes 146 amino acids. NCBI's taxonomy places the organism in Eukaryota, Viridiplantae, Streptophyta, Magnoliopsida, Fabales, Fabaceae. The record is from RefSeq and is a predicted model, not a curated record.